Heterocephalus glaber (naked mole-rat) is the source of this 1394-nucleotide messenger RNA. It is a transcript of the gene Ccr5, whose product is annotated as C-C motif chemokine receptor 5. Lineage: Eukaryota; Metazoa; Chordata; Mammalia; Rodentia; Bathyergidae. The record is from RefSeq and is a predicted model, not a curated record. Gene Ontology annotation, biological process: cell chemotaxis; inflammatory response; positive regulation of cytosolic calcium ion concentration. Gene Ontology annotation, molecular function: C-C chemokine receptor activity; chemokine (C-C motif) ligand 5 binding. Gene Ontology annotation, cellular component: cytoplasm; external side of plasma membrane; membrane.
GCCCAGCUGGGCAGAGGAGCUGAGACAUCCGUUCCCCAACAAGAGCCUCUGUCUGGGCAGAGCAAGAUGGAUAAUCUAGCGACAAGCCCCAUUUAUGACAUCGAUUAUGGCUUAGCAGAACCCUGCCAAAAAAGCGAAGUGAAGGGAAUGGCAGCCCGGAUCCUGCCCCCGCUCUACACGCUGGUGGUCGUCUCCGGCCUCGUGGGCAACAGCCUGGUGGUGCUGGUCCUCAUCACCUGCAAGCGCCUCAAGAGCAUGACCGACAUCUUCCUGCUCAACCUGGCCGCCUCCGACCUGCUCUUCCUGCUCACGCUCCCGUUCUGGGCUCACUAUGCUGCGGCCUCCCAGUGGGCCUUCGGAGGCGCGGUGUGUAAACUGCUCACGGGGCUGUACCAGGUCGGCUACUUCGCAGGGAUCUUCUUCAUCCUCCUCCUGACGGUCGACAGGUACCUGGCGAUCGUCCAUGCCGUGUUUGCUCUGAAAGCCAGGACGGUCACCUUUGGGGCGGUGAUCAGUGGGGCCACCUGGGUGGUGGCUGUGUUCGCUUCUCUCCCAGGAAUCAUCUUCGCCACGUCUCAGAAGGAAGCUUUUCACUACACGUGCAGCCCUCAUUACUCGACCGAGCAGUAUUACUUCUGGAAGAAUUUCCAGGCACUGAAGAUGGUCAUCCUGGGGCUGGUGCUGCCGCUGCUGGUCAUGGUCGUGUGCUACUCAGGCAUCCUGCGGACCCUGCUGCGGUGCCGGAACGAGAGGAGGAGGCACAAGGCUGUGCGGCUCAUCUUCGCCAUCAUGAUCAUCUACUUCCUCUUCUGGGCGCCCCACAACCUCGUGCUCCUCCUGAGCACCUUCUCCAAGCCUGUGAACCUGAACAACUGCAACAGCUCCAACAGGCUGGACCAGGCCAUGCAGGUGACGGAGACCCUGGGCAUGACGCACUGCUGCGUGAACCCCAUCAUCUACGCCUUCGUGGGGGAGAAGUUCCGCAGGUACCUCUCGGUGUUCUUCCACAAGCACGUGGCCAAGCGCUUCUGCAAACGCUGUCCAGUCUUCCAGCGAGACACCCAGGAGCGCAGCAGCUCCGUCUACACCCGGUCCACUGGGGAGCCGGAGGUCUUCACGGGCCUGUGACCUGGCCCGAGGUCCAGACACAACUCGGCUUUGAUGCACAACUGGGGUGGGAGAGUGGCUCUUUGAAAAAGGAAGUUACUGUCCCAGAGGAUGGACGAUCCGCCCACCAUCUGACAUCUGUUUCAGUCUAUGGGAGCUUGGAAGGCCAUGGACUCUAGUGUCAAAAUACUGACAAAAUUGAGGCCUGGUUUCCCUCUGCUUACACUGAGUCAUUGGUAAACUCUCCCUUCAGAGCAAAAGGUCACUAUAAAAAUCUUCUUGGAGAA